Molecule: messenger RNA, 5253 nt
Organism: Osmia bicornis bicornis
Lineage: Eukaryota; Metazoa; Arthropoda; Insecta; Hymenoptera; Megachilidae
Gene: Dmtn
Product: transmembrane and coiled-coil domains protein 2
Exons: 12
Coding region: 919-2670 (583 amino acids)
Cellular component (GO): endomembrane system
Source: RefSeq, a predicted model, not a curated record
CUACGACAAUAGACUCUCAAUAUCGGACAUAGUUUAUAAUAAAGUGGUGAACAUGUGUGGUUGAGUACAUAUAUCUUUCAGAAUCAUGCAUUUGAAAUCCAAAAUAAAUCAUGAUUCUCAACAAAUGCGUCUUCUCUCUGCGCAGUGUUCGUUUAAUCCGAAUCUAGCCGAAGAUACCCGAGUGCACCGUGAUUUGCAAGGACAGUAUCGUAGUGAAUAUACGGUCACAAAUUUUUCCAAGUUUUUAUGUAGUUUGACAUAAAACUAUAUUCCUGAGUAGUUUUGUGUAUAACAUCAAAUAAAUCUUUUAAUGAUCGCGUAAAAGAUGUUAUUGGCAAAUUCACUGUGAACCCUGCAUUCGGAUAGUCGUGUGGUAUUGAUAUUAUACAAAAGAACUUAUGGUAUUUUGUGACAGCACACGAUAGAUACGGGAGUGCGAUACCGACGAAUCACGUUUCCCUAGGAAAUAUCCCUAGGAUCGAAAGAUCACUUGGUGCAAGUGGUAAUAUCGGUUGUAUUUACCCCCACCUCUACGUUCGUUGCUCUGUGUGCCGUUUGGCGUAUUCCACUGUCGGAGUUGUGAAGCAACGAAGCGGUUUCGUCAAAUGUGUCGCAUUAUGUGUGCGUUUCGUGCUGUUUCUGAAUGAGUUUAUCAUCGAUUAAGUGCCUAAGGACGACACAGUGCGUUCAAUUUGAUAAUAUCGCUGCGGCCAGUGUGGGUAUGUCGAACGGUGAGCGAUGACACGCCCGUGAAAAAAACGAUAACAACGGCGGUGUAUCCUUUGAUUGAUCAGAAAGGCACAGAGACAACUCAGUACGCGAAGGACCAUCUUUGUGUAUUUCUGUGUGAUUACAUUAAACAAAACAUGCUUCAACCGAGAACCGCGUGCAUCAGACGGUAAAGAAGAAAAUAAGGGAAUGGCUAGUUUGAUGGUAACUGCCUCAAGUAAGAAUAGUUCACGCAGUACAUCACCCAACAGAGGAAAUACAUCGACAUCACAACAACAGUCAGUUAGCUCGGAUCAUACUCCAAAAGCACGUAAUGUUUCACUUUCCCAAACAGGGGAGGGUAGUACAGGCAGUGGAAGUAGCGGUGGAGGCAGCUUCAGUAUGAAAGGUAGUAGGCAAAAAUCACCAGGAACUGUGAUUCGAGUAGGAGAUGCUAUGGAUGAUCCAAAUACCAAUCAAAUCACUGCCGAACAAGAUGAGUUUGUGCCAAAUAUUCAUCCACCCACUGAUGAUGAGGGAGAGCAGUAUCACGCAACACAAUCGUUCCUAUCGAAUGGCUCCUCCGAGCUAAUAACAGACGAUGUUGACUCUAACUCUGCUCGUGUUUGUCAAGCUAUUGAGCAUAUUCAAAAUAAAAUUGCUAAAACACGAGAGCUUAUAAGAAUAGAACAAACCACCCGUGAUGAAAAUGUUAAUGAGUAUUUAAAAUUAGCUGCUAAUGCAGACAAACAACAACUAAAUAGAAUCAAGGCAGUAUUUGAGAAAAAGAAUCAAAAAUCAGCGCACAGUAUUUCUCAACUCCAAAAAAAAUUGGAUAGUUACACGAAGAAAUUGAAAAAUUACGAGAUAAAUGGAGCACCUGCGAGUCAUAGGCAACCUAGAGAAGUGCUUCGUGAUAUGGGACAAGGACUCAAAAAUGUAGGCGGCAAUAUUAGAGAUGGAAUUACUGGUUUUUCAGGAAGUGUUAUGUCAAAACCAAGAGAAUUUGCACAUUUAAUAAAAAAUAAGUUCGGUAGUGCCGAUAAUAUAAACACCUUAUCACUUGAAAGUAAUGGCUCGACUUUUUAUGUAAACGAUACACCGCGUGCAGGUAAUGGAGAUAACGCUAGUGUUGAAGAUGAAAAAGCACACCACGGAUCAGCAACGCUUCCCGGUGGAUGUAGUUUGGGCUCGACACACAGUGCCGCGGCAAUUAAAUUUCCGUCUGAAGAAGGUUCAGAAUGUUCUAGCGUCACGAGUGAAAGUGGGCCCGGUAGUAGAGGUCAAGCACACACGUGCCCUAGUAAUAAUAAUUCUGCACUUAGUCUUAAGUCCAUUUUCACCGAGUUACAAGAACACAGAGAAAACUUGGAUAGGAUGAAAGAAAAAUUAGAGGGUCUUAAGACUCUACAACAGGAGGUGACAUAUCUUUCCCAUGCUUUGCAAGAGGAACGAUUUCGAUGCGAACGUUUGGAGGAACAAAUCAAUGACCUGACUGAACUCCAUCAAAACGAGGUAGAAAAUUUGAAACAGACGAUAACAGACAUGGAGGAAAAAGUGCAAUAUCAAAGCGAAGAUCGUUUAAGAGACAUACACGAAAUGCUGGAAUGUUGUCAGACUAAAAUUUGUAAAAUGGAACACCAACAGCUACAGCACCAGCAAUAUGUGACGUUAGAGGGUCUGGAUAACAGUAACGCGAGGGCGUUGGUUGUUAAACUCAUAAACGUAGUAUUAACAGUGUUGCAAGUUAUUCUACUUCUUGUUGCAACAGGUGCUGGUAUAAUGAUGCCUUUCCUAAGGACCAGCUGUACUAAGCCUCAUUGUUUCAUGUGCAGGGUGCGCAUAUUAACAACUACGUUUGUUGUAUUGGGAAUAGUGUUCGUUCUCAAACAAUGGCCUGAGGUUCACGAUGUUGGCAGUCACCUUAUGCGCCAUCUUAAACAAAUCCUCGCCGUUAAGUAGCAUCGGUGGAAUACUUAAAUUUAUUAUACCCUGUGAUGAAGAACAAUUGUACACAAUGAUCAACAUUUUGGACCCAUUUAUAUCAGUGCUGUAGUUUUGGAGCAAUAAUAGUAGGUAUAUGCGCAAAUGAUUUUAUUUAUAUUUGAAAUUUGAUCAUGUUCACCAUUAUUCGAUUAAACGAGGCGAGUGAUUAAAUCAAUUUGAUACUGUUAACAGAAUUAUUACAUAUAAAACAUAUUUUGCUGUGCAAAAAUGUUUCACUUAGGAAGAAAAGGGUAAUUUUUCCUCGAGACGAUAGAUGAAAGUGUCUCUUAUCCCUAAUGCAAUUGUUACGAAUUUAUUGAUAUCCUCUUUAUUUUUACCUGAACAAUUUUUAUUCUUUUUUUUUUUUUUAAGGAAAACUAUAGUCCAUGUAUUUGCACGGUUAGUUGAGUGCUCUUAAUGUAAAGAUGAUUCUGCUUUGUAAUGAAAUUAAAACAUCUAUCAACCAUAAAGAGAGUAGUAAUUAUAACGCUGUACGCUGAUAUUGCUUGAUUACAUACGGCACAUUGUUAGAAGAAUUUACUCCGGUGUCAUAUAAUUACGUUCACUUUUACAUAAAUCAUUGAUUCAAAGGUAGAAGAGAAAUGUUCUAUCAAGUGUCUGUGGGAGGUGUUAAAAUAUUUUUCUUUUACUCCAGAAAUAUAGUUGGUAUAUUUGAUACCGCAGAACUAAACCAAGUAUUUGUAAUUAAACUCGUCCAAUUGCUAAACAAUAAUGUAAAUUAAGAAGAAUAAAAGUACACUUAAAAUAAUUGUAGGAACUUUUCACAUUCAGAAUGUAUAAAGUAGUAUGAUGUACUCUUUUAGUAUUCGAUGAUAGGAUGAUUUGAUCAUUUUUAGAAAUUGCAACGUUUCUAAUAACCUUUAUGUAUAAUUCAUAAGUUAAUUCUACAUUCAUGGGAACUUGAAAUACAGACAAAUGUGUGUAUAUACCAUAACAUCAAAUAUCAAAAGAGGACCAACAUGCUCUUUUCCUCUUACUCUAUAACAGUAAUUUAUUUCAUAUGCAAUGUAGAAUAACACUUGUUUCAGAAUAAAUGAUAUUUAGCUAUUUAUGCUCUUCAGUCUCAUGAGUGUUUGAAAACCACCACAGACACAAGAAUUACAUACAUAUACUGUAUCGAACAUAAAAGAAAUGAACCAUGACAGAUAUUGAAAUGAGAGAAAGACUGAUGGACUACAUCGCUGUUAUAAUUGUGAAUAAUUUAAUAUUUGUGGCGAUUUUAUGUUGCUAAUCAUUGAGGAAUGUUAAGUCGAUAGAAUGAUAAUGAAAAAAAAAAAAAUGAAUAUAAGAAUAAUAAUGAUGUAACAUGCAAAAUUGUAUAAUUAUAUGAAGAAAAAUGAAUUCAUAAAUUAACAUAGGUGCUCAAAAAUCUGUGAAUGUGUAAAAUAUUUUGAUUGUAUUAUUGCUACUUAUAGGGCGAAAUAUCAUUUGUUUCAUCUUGAUUUGUUUUCUAGUUUUUGUUUUUAUAGUAUCAUCAAAACCAUAAAGUCAUUCAACUUUCAAUGAAACUUCGCGAAUCAUUUGUAUAUCAAGGAAGAAAAAAUUUUUCGAUCAUCAUUGAUAUAAUCUUUUUUACCCGGUAAAAUAUUUCACAAACACAUUUCUAAUUUGUAUUAUAUUCACGUAUUAGAUUUUCUGUUAUUUGUAUAUGUUGGGCUAUGUAAUGUUAUUAUUUCGUUAAUCGAUAAAAAAAGAUACGGAAAAUCAUUUUUAAUCAAUAAUACUUGUAAAUAAAAUAAAGUUUAUGUGGUAAUGUAUUUCGUUUGUUAUGCUUGUUAUUCGUGAAUACAAAAUCAAAUUUCCUAAUUUUGUAUUUGACGGUAUAAUACAUUAUUAAAAAUAUUAUCAUCUUCAAUCCCUGUAACAUAUCUUAUUUUUGUCUUCGUUUAUCUUUUUUUAUAAUGUUUAUAAAAGGCGAUCACUUUUAUAAUUUUAUAACUUUUUUACACCUUUGAUACAAAUGCUGCUAAAAGAUAUUUCAUGAGAAUCAUCGAAAAAAUUGUUAAUUCAUUAAUAAUGGAAGUUUGAUCGUGUAUUUAUAUUUGUAUUAGGUAAAUUUUUAUAUUAUCUCGGAUCGCGUGUAUCUUUAUUUUCUCAUAUCGAUUUUCCUUUUGUAAUUGUAUCAUAAUUACUUUGUUUAAUUAAACCUGUUCAUUGAUUAAAAGAACGUUUCUUUCGAACGAUCCUCUCGUUGCGUUCCUACGAAUAAUUUUAUUGUUUACGAAUUUAUAUAAGUAUGUCGCUGUGAUUAUUAUUAAGUUUAUACGUAAGUGUCGAGGUUGCAAAUCAGUUUUGAGAUCAAUAUAAUUGUAAAUGGAAAUUUUGAAUGCAUUUUUUAUGUCUGUAUUUUCGUACCAAAAUUGUAACGUGAAAAGGAAAAAGUGUUUGGAAGAAUGAACGAUAUUCAAAGAACAACAAAAUACAAAUUUAUUGGUUCAAUUAAAUGUUACAUAGAUUUUAAUAUUUUACAAUCAAACUGUGUUUGCUUAUUAUUGUGUAAGUGACAACUAGAUAAAAUAUAUGUAGAGUGUUCAGAAA